This is a messenger RNA of Balaenoptera musculus (blue whale), 2853 nucleotides long. RefSeq names its product fibrinogen alpha chain (gene FGA). Gene Ontology annotation, biological process: fibrinolysis; positive regulation of ERK1 and ERK2 cascade; platelet aggregation. The record is from RefSeq and is a predicted model, not a curated record. Gene Ontology annotation, molecular function: extracellular matrix structural constituent; signaling receptor binding. The transcript has 6 exons. Gene Ontology annotation, cellular component: fibrinogen complex. NCBI's taxonomy places the organism in Eukaryota, Metazoa, Chordata, Mammalia, Artiodactyla, Balaenopteridae. Bases 65 to 2788 code for a protein of 907 amino acids.
GAAGGCAGUCCUCCUUUCUUUCAGCUGGAGUGCUCCUCUUGAGCCAGCCCCACCCACGGCAGAGAUGGUUUCUGUGAGGGUCCUCUGCCUGGUCCUGAGUGUGAUGGGUGCAGUUCAGGCGGCAGAUCCCAGUGAAGGUGAAUUUAUCGCUGAAGGAGGAGGUGUGCGUGGCCCAAGGCUUGUGGAAAAAGAGCAGUCUGCCUGCAAAGAGUCAAACUGGCCCUUCUGCUCUGAUGAAGACUGGAACUACAAAUGCCCUUCUGGCUGCAGGAUGAAAGGAUUGAUUGAUGAAGUCAAUCAAGAUUUUACAAACAGAAUAAAUAAACUAAAAAAUUCACUAUUUGAUUAUCAGAAGAACAAUAAGGACUCUAACACAUUGAUCAGGAAUAUAAUGGAUAUUUUGAGAGGGGAUUUUGCCAAUUCUAAGAACAAUGAAAAUACAUUUAGCCAAGUGUCAGAAGAUCUGAGAAGGAGAAUUGAGAUUCUGAAGCGCAAAGUUAUAGAACAAGUACAGCAUAUCCACCUUCUGCAGAAAAAUGUCAGGGAUCAGCUGAUAGAUAUGAAACGACUGGAGGUGGACAUUGAUAUUAAGAUCCGAUCUUGCAAAGGGUCAUGCAGUAGGGCUUUAGAACAUAAAGUAGAUCUGGAGGACUAUAAAGAUCAGCAGAAGCAACUUGAACAGGUUAUUGCCAUAGACUUACUUCCCUCCAGAGACAGUCAAUAUUUACCACUGAUAAAAAUGAGGCCAGUUCCAGGCCCGAUUACCAGAGAGUUCAAGAGCCAGCUUCAGGAGGCCCCUCCAGAGUGGAAGGCACUGCUGGAAAUGCAGCAGAUGAAAAUGGAGUUAGAGAGGUUUGGUGGAGAUGGGCAUGCCAGAGGAGAUUCUGCAUCUCAUGGAACAGGAUCAACACCAGAAAGCCCCAGGAAGCCUGGAACUGGUAGUAUUGGAAACGUGAAUCCUGGGAUCUAUGGAGCUGGAGGUGCUGGCACUUGGAACACUGGCCAUCCUGAUCCCGGAAGUGCUGGCACUUGGAACACUGGACACCCUGAUCCUGGAAGUGCUGGCACUUGGAACACUGGCCAUCCUGAGCCCGGAAGUGCUGGCACUUGGAACACUGGACGCCCUGAGCCCGGAAGUGCUGGCACUUGGAACACUGGCCAUCCUGAGCCCGGAAGUGCUGGCACUUGGAACACUGGACGCCCUGAGCCCGGAAGUGCUGGCACUUGGAACACUGGCCAUCCUGAGCCCGGAAGUGCUGGCACUUGGAACACUGGCCAUCCUGAGCCCGGAAGUGCUGGCACUUGGAACACUGGCCAUCCUGAGCCCGGAAGUGCUGGCACUUGGAACACUGGACGCCCUGAGUCCGGAGGUUUUGGCACUUGGGGCUCUGGAAGUUCUGUGUCUGCAAGUUUUAGGCCAGAUAGCUCAGGGCAUGGGAACAUCAGGCCUUCCAACCCAGAUGUGCCCUGGGGCACAUUUGAAGAGGUGUCAGGAAAUGUAAGUCCAGGGACAAAGAAAGAGCUCCACACAGGUAAACUGGUCACUGCUAAAGGAGAUAAAGAGCUUCUGAUUGGUGGUGAGAAGGUCACUUCUGGUCACACAACCACCACUCGUCGUUCAUGCUCUAAAGUCAUCACAAGGACUGUUACACAUGCCGAUGGUCACACAGAAACAACCAAAGAAGUGGUAAACUCUGAAGAUGGUUCUGACUGUAGUGACACAGAUUUGGACUUGCACUUGCCUGGCAGGGGUAGCCUAGAUGAUUUCUUUCGUAGGCACAAUGAUGGUUUUUUCUCCUCUACGUUAAAAGAGCUUGACAGUAAGAUCCAUUCUAUGGGCUCAGACUUAGGGGAUAUUGGCUCUCACCACCCCGGCAUACCUGAGGUCUCUUCCAGUAGUAAAACUUCAAGUCAUGGCAAAGAGUUUACAAGCAGUAGCAUGACUAUCAACAGAGGAGGCUCCACGUUUGAAAGCAAGGGCUAUAAAAUGGCAGAUGAGGCCGGAAGUGAAGAGGAUCUUGGCUUCAAAGGAGCACAUGCCACCAAGAGAGGCCAUGCUAAAACUCGCCCUGCCAGAGACUGUUAUGAUGCCCUCCAAACACAUCCUUCAGGUGCCCAAAGUGGCAUUUUCAAUAUCAAGCUACCGGGAUCCAGUAAGAUUUUUUCUGUUUAUUGUGAUCAAGAGACCAGUUUGGGAGGAUGGCUUUUGAUCCAGCAAAGAAUGGAUGGCUCACUGAAUUUUAACCGGACCUGGCAAGACUACAAGAAAGGUUUCGGCAGCCUAAAUGACAAGGGAGAAGGAGAAUUCUGGCUAGGCAACGAAUACCUCCACUUACUAACCCUGAGAGGCUCCAUCCUUCGGGUUGAAUUAGAAGACUGGGCUGGGAAAGGGGCUUAUGCAGAAUAUCACUGGAGGGUAGGCUCUGAGGCAGAAGGCUAUGCCCUGCAGGUCUCCUCCUAUGAGGGCACAGCAGGUGAUGCUCUGAUUGAGGGUUCUGUAGAGGAAGGGACAGAGUACACUUCUCAUGCUGGCAUGCGCUUCAGCACCUUCGACAGGGAUGCAGACAAGUGGGAAGACAACUGUGCCGAAGUCUACGGAGGAGGCUGGUGGUACAACAACUGCCAAGCAGCCAAUCUCAAUGGCAUCUACUACCCCGGGGGCUCCUAUGACCCCAGGGACAACAGUCCCUAUGAGAUUGAGAAUGGAGUGGUCUGGGUCCCCUUCAGAGGUGCCGAUUAUUCCCUCAGGGCUGUUCGCAUGAAAAUCCGGCCCUUUGGGACACAAUAGGCUGAAGGAGUGGCAGUGAGAGCACUCUGUUUCUGUGUUUAGUGAAGAGGAGAAAAAAAUAAGGA